GUGUGUGUGUGUGUGUGUGUGUGUAGCAGGCUGGAGAUGGGGCAGCGCGCGCUCGCCUUCCUCCUGUUAUUACUGUGGCUUAUCAAACACUCGCGCACAGGAUUCCCUAACCAGAUCAGCAUCGGUGGUGUGUUCCUGCGUUCCACGGUUCAGGAGCACAGUGUGUUUCGCUUCGCGGUUCAGCUCUAUAACACCAACCAGAACGUGACGGAGAAACCCUUCCAUCUGCACUACAACGUAGACAACCUGGAGCAGAGCGACAGCUUCUCCGUCACACACGCCUUUUGUUCUCAGUUCUCACGGGGUGUUUACGCCAUAUUCGGGUUUUAUGAUCAGCGCUCGGUGAACACACUGUUGUCGUUUUCUGGUGCUCUGCACACCUCCUUCAUCACUCCAUCACAGCCUGCCGAAGCCGACGCCCAUUUCCUGCUCCAGCUGAGACCCGCCCUGAAAGGGGUGGUGCUUAGCAUAAUCACACACUACAAAUGGGACAAGUUUGUCUACCUGUAUGACACAGAUAGAGGGUUCUCUCUGCUGCAGUCAGUAAUAGAAGCUGCAGUGGUGAAUGAUUGGCGGGUGACCGUUCGCUCUGUGGGGAAUGUUGCUGAUGUUUUGGAAUAUCGGCGGAUUAUUGAGGAAAUGGAACGUCGUCAGGAAAAACUCUUCAUCAUCGAUUGUGAAGAGAAGCGCAUCAACGCCGUGCUGGAGCAGGUUGUGGCCUCUGGGAAAAACACUCGAGGAUAUCACUAUAUCUUAGCUAACCUGGGUUUCUCUAACGGCAGUAUAGAGAAGGUUUUUUCUGGCGGCGCUAAUGUCACGGCGUUUCACAUCAUCAACCCACAGAACCCCAUCGUACAGCAGUUCCUCCAGCGCUGGGACAAACUGGACGAGAGAGAGUUUCCCCAGGCCCAGGACACACCGCUCAGAUACACCUCUGCACUGACCCAUGAUGCUGUGCUGGUAAUAUCAGAAGCGUUUCGGUAUUUGCGCCGUCAGCGUGUGGACGUUUCUCGCCGUGGCAGCGCCGGUGACUGUUUAGCAAAUCCAGCUGUUCCCUGGAGUCAGGGCAUCGACAUCGAGAGGGCAUUGAAGAUGGUCCAGGUUCAAGGAAUGACAGGAAAUGUCCAGUUUGAUUCUUUCGGACGCCGUACGAACUUCACCAUCGAUGUUUAUGAGAUGAAAACCGGUGGAGCGAGAAAGAUUGGUUACUGGAGUGAAUUUGAGAGGUUUGUGUAUCUGACGGAGCUGCAGGCGAUGAACGAGUCAUCCUCAGUGGAGAAUCGUACAAUUGUGGUCACCACCAUCAUGGAAGCUCCGUAUGUGAUGUAUAAGAGGAAUUACAUGCAGCUGGAGGGAAACGAUCGGUACGAGGGCUACUGCGUGGAUUUAGCCUCUGAAAUCGCCAAACACGUCGGCAUUAAGUACAAGCUGUCCAUCGUAGGUGACGGGAAGUACGGCGCUCGGGAUCCUGAGACUAAAACAUGGAAUGGGAUGGUGGGAGAGCUGGUGUACGGGAGGGCGGACAUCGCCGUGGCUCCUCUAACCAUCACGCUGGUGCGUGAGGAGGUGAUCGACUUCUCCAAGCCCUUCAUGAGCCUCGGGAUCUCCAUUAUGAUAAAGAAACCUCAGAAGUCCAAGCCUGGUGUGUUCUCGUUCCUCGACCCACUAGCGUACGAGAUCUGGAUGUGCAUCGUGUUUGCGUACAUCGGUGUGAGCGUCGUGUUGUUCCUCGUCAGCCGCUUCAGUCCCUACGAGUGGAACUCUGACAGCGGUGAUGAGGCCAAGGAUCCACAGGCCCCGCCCGACCCGCCCAACGACUUCGGAAUCUUUAACAGUCUGUGGUUUUCUCUCGGAGCCUUCAUGCAGCAAGGGUGCGAUAUCUCGCCAAGGUCUCUGUCAGGUCGUAUAGUGGGGGGAGUGUGGUGGUUCUUCACCUUGAUCAUCAUCUCGUCCUACACGGCUAACCUGGCGGCGUUCCUUACUGUAGAGAGGAUGGUGUCCCCCAUCGAGAGUGCUGAAGAUCUCGCCAAGCAGACAGAGAUUGCAUAUGGAACGCUCGACUCUGGUUCCACCAAAGAAUUCUUUAGACGCUCUAAGAUAGCAGUGUUUGAGAAGAUGUGGUCAUACAUGAAGUCGGCCGAGCCCUCAGUGUUUGUGAAGACGACUCCGGACGGUGUAGCUCGUGUCAGGAAGUCGAAGGGGAAGUUUGCGUUCCUGCUCGAGUCCACGAUGAACGAGUACAUCGAGCAGCGCAAGCCAUGUGACACCAUGAAGGUCGGCGGAAACCUCGACUCCAAAGGCUACGGAGUCGCCACGCCCAAGAGCUCGGCAUUAAGAAGUGCUGUGAACCUGGCAGUGUUAAAGCUGAACGAGCAGGGCCUGCUGGACAAGCUGAAAAACAAGUGGUGGUACGACAAGGGGGAGUGUGGCAGCGGGGGAGGGGACUCCAAGGAUAAGACCAGUGCACUGAGUCUCAGUAACGUAGCCGGGGUGUUUUACAUCCUGGUCGGGGGGCUGGGACUCGCCAUGACGGUGGCGCUAGUUGAGUUUUGCUACAAGUCUCAUCAGGAGACCAAACAGCUGCGACUGCUCAGUGCUGCUCAGAACUUUAAGCACAGUCUUCCAGCCGGCGCGCCGGGCUUCACCACCUACAGGGAGGGCUACAACGUCUACGGCACCGAGAGCAUCAAGAUCUAGCACUAGCCACGAUGCAGGAGGUCCACGGGAGGUCACAUGCUCAGUGAUUGGAUCCAGCAGGAUACACCCCACCUUGAGAAUGGCCCCUCCCACUGCUUCAAUCUCCUCCCUUGGGCCUGCUGUAACUAUAGCAACUGCGCUCAGAUUCCGCAAUAUCUCUCGGUGCCUUAACUUAAAGUAUUCCACAAAGUUUCCUCUCUGGUCAUUGUUCUUCCUGCAAACUUACUGGCAUCCCGGAGCACUUCCUGUUUACUCUCAGUCUAUCCAUUUCCACCAUGGAAACAAUAUCAAAUCUAACACAAUUGCAAAAGAACAUUAAUUAGCACAGAGGUCUUGUGAUAAUAUUGUAUGAGGACGUGUCUGGUGAUUUACGGCUCUAAUACACAUUGAAUAGAAAUGAAAAAGUCUUGGGCUCACAGAACAUUCAUAAAGGUUGGGGAACCAUUGCUCUUGAGCGAUCUCCAUCGACGUCACUCCAGAGCACAUUCGAGUUAACAAAUCCCCUCCACAACACAUUCCAGAGCAGUUCACUUCCAGCACCGCCCUUUCUGUUGUCAAGCUCUUCAUGGAGACAUUAUAGUGCUUCCUGCCAAUGCUAGAGCCGUUAUCCACAACACUAGCAUUCUAGGGUCUCGUUUCUGCUCCAGCAUCUUCUCUAAUUGUCUGUAGAGCAUGUCAGGUCUAAUCCGCAGUGCUUCCUGAUUCCUCACGGUGCUCAUCACACUGGAAAUAACGGACCUUCGGGGGAAACAAGGUGGAAGAUCCAUCGAGUUUGGUCUGUUUUUCUUUUCUUUGUGUCUCCGUCUGUUUUCCCUUUAGAUAUGAAAUGGAAUGAUGAAAGCUGUGUUUAAAUCAAAGCUUGUAGUGUUUGUUAUAAUUAUUUUAAUUGAACGGAUUUUAAUACAUUACAAAAUUUUAAAUAAAGGAAUAAUAGGUGUGUGUUAAAGAAAGCUUAACUUGUGGGUCUAGUUUUAUAAAUCAGCAAAAAUGUAUCUUAAAAAUAUAUAUUUAUGAUUUAGGGAAUACACGUUAUUGUUUAUGAGAUAAAGUUGCAUGCCAGAGAUUAGAGUUAGAAAGUCAGAGGUCUAGAAACAUUUAUUCAUUUGUGUAAAUCUGGUCAGACACAC
Clarias gariepinus (North African catfish) is the source of this 3824-nucleotide messenger RNA. Its product is annotated as glutamate receptor 3-like. Bases 37 to 2697 code for a protein of 886 amino acids. Gene Ontology annotation, biological process: synaptic transmission, glutamatergic; modulation of chemical synaptic transmission; monoatomic ion transport. The record is from RefSeq and is a predicted model, not a curated record. Lineage: Eukaryota; Metazoa; Chordata; Actinopteri; Siluriformes; Clariidae. Gene Ontology annotation, cellular component: plasma membrane; AMPA glutamate receptor complex; dendritic spine. The transcript has 16 exons. Gene Ontology annotation, molecular function: AMPA glutamate receptor activity; transmitter-gated monoatomic ion channel activity involved in regulation of postsynaptic membrane potential.